Messenger RNA from Adineta ricciae, 1620 nucleotides. NCBI's taxonomy places the organism in Eukaryota, Metazoa, Rotifera, Eurotatoria, Adinetida, Adinetidae. The record is from the annotation of a GenBank genome assembly.
AUGAAUCAACAAACAACUCUACCCGUAUUACCUCCUAACACAAGACCAUUCUCAUCGAGUUCACUAAAUCGACCAACUUCAGCUGUUUCUGUUCAUCGGAUUCAACAGAGCAGCACCAAUUCCAAUCAAAUUUUCCCAUCACAUCGACCAUUGAAGAAAAUCAAGCCUGAACCAUGGCAACGACUUUUUGAUGGAGAAAAACGGCAAGUUUACAGUCAACAGGGAUUAACUGUGAAAAAGAAUAAGCAGAAUGUUGAUGCCAUUCUAAACGAUGAUUUCUUCAAUAUUACCGAUGAACCUAUCAACUACGACGAUAAAGCACAACGGGCACUUCUUCCGCCACCGAUUCAAGCUUAUAUCGAUCAUUUAUGUGAACAAAUUGAUGAUUUAGCUGUUCAAUUAGCAGAGGAUCGUAUGAAUAAUCGAAUAGCACGAAAUAAAGCGGAUGAACUUCACAGUAAUCAAUUACAAAGUCAAAACAAACAAUUUCAAGAGUUGCUUCAUCAUCAAAUGCUUGAACGUGAAAAAGAACUUGAAGAUCAGAAUGCUGAACAUUUAAAAGUGUUAGAAGAAGAAAAAUUUGCCAAUCAUCAGCGUGAAGAACAGUUGAAGAAUGAAAUUGACUUUGUUAAAACUUCCUUCCAUGCUUAUAAAAUCAAUCUUGAGAAAGAAAACACUGAACAACUUCAAACAAAAAUUAAUGAGGCAAUUGAAGGGUUAAAAAAGGAGUUAAAGUCGAAAGACGAACAAAUGAAUAAACGUAUUAAUGAUGCAAUUAUGAAAGAACGAAAAAAUUUCACAUCAAGACAAAAAAUGGAGAUUGAAAAUCUGAAAAAACAACAUAAAAAAGAAGUUGAUGCAAUUCAACAAACAUUUACGGAUUCUGCUUAUGACCGUUCACGUGUAGAAACGCUAACAAAAGAUUUAGUAGCAACGAGAUUGGAACUUGAAGAAACGAAAGAUAGAGCAGUUAACUUAGCAGUACGAUUGAAAGAAUUAGAAGUUCAACAUGCUGAAACUAACCGAGAAUUACACGAUUUUCGAACGCGAUUCGAUGACAAAACCAAAGAAAUUGAACGACGUUACAUAGGAAAAAUGGAUCAAAUACAUAUGGAAAACGCUGACCUACGAAGUCUCUACAUGAAAAAAUGUGCGGAACUUGUUGAUGAACGAGCAUUGACACAAAAGAAAAUCGAAGAGCAAAUUCAACUUACUCGAAAAGAAUUCAAACAAAAAUUACUUAAUAUUCGUGUAUCAUCUGCAGUGUCAUUGAAUAUCGAUCGUAACGCACGUCGAUUAAGUACAUAUGCAACUGGGACUCAAAACGAUCUAUCGUCAACACGUUGCCAUUCAGCAUAUGCCUCGUCUCAACCAGUUUCAUCUGCUCAUAUGAAUCAUACUAAUGCAAUGGAUCUGACACUUAACAAUACACGUCGAGAAACUAAAAUGCGUCGCCGAACAAGUGUACCGACAACGGAAGAAGAACAAGACGUUGUUAAAUAUUUAACAUCAAGACCACCGACACGUAGUUCAUCGUCAUCAAAAUAUAAUUUUGAAAGUGAACCAACAAUGCUUGACAAUCUUAGUUUAGAAGAUCUUCAGGAAACCUUCAAAUCAUAG